UGCGCGGGGCGUUUGCGCCAUGUUAGCGCCGCUGCAGCGCAGCUGCUAAAAUACAGCUAUGUGUAGAUACGCUGGCUAGAGGGGUAUGGGUGAAAAAGAUUCAGAUUAGCAUAAUGUGGCCAGGACUGACGGCGUGAUCAUGUCGGCGUGAAUUUCUGAAAAAGAGAGACUAGACGCAGGAGGGAUUAUUUCUGUCUUUUCGCGGUGGAGCGCGCGCGUGCGCGAGCGCGUGCGUGCGUGCGCGCGUGUGAGUGAGUGAAGCCUGCUGGCCCUCUUUUAGGAGAGCAAAUGAGGCUUUUUCGGCUUUGCAGCGGAUGAACGGCGCUUCGUCCUUCUCUCUGCCUCCGGCUUUCCUUAUUCCUUUCAUCACAGCUACAUCAUCAUCCUCCUCAUCCUCCUCAUCCUCCUCAUUUUUCAUCAUCUGGACUCUCUCGGACCUGUAUAUGACGGUGUAUAAUUACAGCACUGGAUUAUUGGACAUGCACGCCUCUUUCAGCUGAAUGGAUGACAUCACCUCGCUCAGCUCCUCUGUCUAGACGGUGUGGGGACAGUAAUGACAGCACGCUUCCGGUUGCCUGCUGGCCGAAGCUCCGAUGUGGGAGAGUCCGAAGUGGCACGAGACAGAUCGAGCUCACAGGUGGUGUGUAACGUUUUGCUGCUGGACAACACGGUGCAAGAAUUCAGAGCUAAUAAGCAGGAUCAGGGUCAGGUCUUACUGGAUGCAGUCUUUAAACAUCUGGAACUGACCGAGCAAGACUAUUUUGGACUUCAGAUCACUGAUGACUCCGCGGACAGCCAGAGGUGGCUGGAUCCAAGCAAACCAAUAAGGAAACAGUUGAAAAGAGUCACUCCAAAUAAUCUGAGUUUUAGGGUGAAGUUUUUUGUAAGUGAUCCAAGCAAACUUCAAGAGGAGUACACAAGGUACCUGUACUUUUUGCAGUUGAAGCAGGACAUCCAGAGUGGAAAGUUACCGUGUCCCCAGAAUGCAGCAGCAGUUUUGGCCUCUUAUGCUGUUCAGGCCGAGUUGGGGGACUACAGCCAGUCAGAGCAGUCACCAGACUACCUUUCCGAGUACAGCUUCAUCCCAAAUCCGCCGGAGGAUUUUGAGAAGGAGGUCGCCAAACUGCACCAGCAGCACACUGGACUCACUCCUGCUCAGUCAGAGUUUAACUACUUGAAUUCUGCCAGUUCUUUAGAGCUGUAUGGAGUGGAACUGCACUAUGCUCGAGACCAGAGCAACACUGAGGUCUACAUUGGAGUGAUGGCUGCUGGGAUCUGCGUUUAUAAAAACAGGGUACGGGUCAACCACUUCCCAUGGGUGAAAAUUGUCAAAAUAUCUUUCAAAUCAAGACAGUUUUUUAUCCAACUCCGAAAAGAAUCGAGUAAGAGCAGGGAGUCACUGUUGGCCUUUAGCAUGGCCAACUACAGAGCGUGCAAGAACGUGUGGAAGGCCUGCGUGGAGCACCACACGUUUUUCCGACUGGAGCGGCCCUUACCUCCCCAAAAGAACUUCUUCACACACUACUUCACUCUGGGCUCUAAGUUCCGUUACUGCGGAAGAACGGAAGCUCAGUCUGUCCAAUACGGAAAAGAGCAAGGAGUCAAGGACAGAGUGUUUGCCAGGUCACCCAGCAAGCCAAUGGUCAGGAGGCUGGUGAGUGGGACAGACUGGGAGACGGUGAGCAGGAACUCUCUCUCAGACGAACGGCUGGAGACACAGAGCCUGCCCAACCGCUCACGCCCGGGUUCGCCCAAUCAUUCCAUAUUCGCUGCGGAUGGCACCCGGGUACGGCCCUCCUCCAUCGGGCAUCUGGUGGACCAUGUGAUCGACGACUCGGUGUGCCAAGCUUUCACCAAUCAUAAGUCAGCAUCGUCAACACAGGCGAAUAGCAUCAGCCUGGACUCGACCCCAUCUCCAGACAGUGCGAUAGACAGCCAACCUCCUGCUCUUCCACCAAAGCAGUCCAGGAAGAACCUGAUUAGUCAUAUCAGCCAAUCCCGAUCUGAGCUGGAGCUUGAUGACCCCGCCUCUGAAAUCUACGACGUUCCUGUAGCUUCAGAUAAGAGCAUGAAUGGUGCAGUUCCACAUGACAACCUUGUGCUGAUCAAAAUGAAACCAGAUGAAAAUGGACGUUUCGGAUUCAAUGUCAAGGGUGGCGCUGAUCAGAGAAUGCCAAUCAUCGUGUCUCGUGUCGCUCCUGGAACUGCGGCUGACCUGUGUGUGCCGCGUCUUAACGAGGGCGACCAGGUGGUGCUGAUAAAUGGGCGGGACAUCUCGGACUACACGCACGACGACGUGGUCAUGCUAAUCAAGGCCAGCUGUGAAAACCAAUCAGGAGAGCUUAUUCUGCUAGUAAGACCCAAUGCAAUCUACGAUGUGGAUGAGGAGGAGGAGAAGCUCGAUUUGGAGCCGGAGUUCCAGUACAUUCCAGAAAGCUGCGGGUUGGAUCGGUCGCACUCGGAACCAGACGGAUGGAAAUCGUCCUUCCAGAUGCUGAGGGAAGGACUGAGCACCGGCUCUGUUCUCGCUCAGUUUGAUCAACUGUAUCGAAAACGACCUGGAAUGUCCAUGUCCUGUGCCAGGUUACCACAGAACCUCUCGAAAAAUCGCUAUCGGGACAUUUCACCAUAUGACGCAACUCGAGUCGUCCUGAAGGGACCUGAGGACUACAUCAAUGCAAACUACAUUAAUAUGGAGAUACCAGGGGGAGGUGGCGUAAGGCGAUACAUUGCAUGCCAGGGCCCACUUCCUGGCACUUGCUGCGAUUUCUGGCAGAUGGUGUGGGAGCAGAGCGCCACCCUGGUGGUCAUGCUCACCACGCAGGUGGAACGGGGCAGGGUGAAGUGUCACCAGUACUGGCCUAAUGUCUCUGCCAUGGGCACUUACGGCAACUUCCAGGUGUCCUGCGUGUCUGAGGAUGGGAAAUCGGCAUAUCUGCUCCGGGCGCUGACGCUCACACACCUGGAGACUAAAGAAGAGAGGCACAUUUGUCAGAUGCAGUACAUGGCUUGGCCCGAUCACGGCGUUCCAGAUGACUCUACCGAUUUCCUGAACUUUGUUAACUUGGUGCGCAGUAAGCGAGGAGACUCACAGGACCCUGUGGUUGUGCACUGCAGCGCUGGGAUUGGUCGCACAGGGGUUCUGAUCACCAUGGAGACAGCGAUGUGUCUGAUCGAGCGGAGUCAAGACGUAUAUCCGUUAGACAUUGUCCGAACCAUGAGAGACCAGCGAGCCAUGAUGAUUCAGACUGCAAGUCAGUAUCGGUUUGUAUGCGAAGCCAUUCUGAGAGUGUAUAACGAGGAGAUAGUGAAGCCGCUGGACGUACCGGAGCCAACUGCGUGUGCAACAGAAGAAUAAAGAGCUGCCCUGUCCUGGAUUCCUUUGUGACUGCAACUGUCCCUCUGUCGCCUCCUGGUGGAUGGCUGCAUACACGACCCCUGCAAAUUGGAACACAGGCGACAAAGCACUAUUUGCACUUUAGAACAAAUGACCACUUGAGGGGAUUUACUAGAAAGACAAAUGCAUCAGGGUGUUGUGUAAUCAUUAACUUUUUAACAGUGAUAAACAUUCAGGGUGGAGGCAAAACUGAAUGGAACUAAAGACAAUAGAAAGUGACUUUUUGUAGUGCCAUACACUGAAAUGAGCCAAUGUCCAACCUGGAACAAACUCUUGGAUCACUUUCCUCUGUUAAAUGCUAUUUAUUUUUAUUUUAAUGGGUUAAAGAGGCCCAUGUCCUCCCCACAGUUCACCAUUUCAUUUCACGGUACAAAACAUUUAUGUCUUUCUAAAUCCCUGGUAUUCUGCGCUGUGAAAUUCGAGUUUUCUGCUUCUGUUCAUUGCUCUGAUGCUUUGAAAAUAACACUCGGACAUGCACUCUUUCCAUUUAGGUCUUGAGUUAAAUUCAUAUAAAGGUUUAGGCCAGCAGCUAAGGGUUUAACUACUGUACACAGUGUGCGAAACAAUGUGGAAAAACAAUGUGAAAAUGUUCCUUGCUAGCAAAACAUUGCUGUAACAUUUACCUAUAUGACACACCAGAUCAGGAUGACUGCUUUGGCAUGAAAUUUUAAUUUUCAAAGGAUAUGGGUCAAACAAUGAUGUCAUUUAAAUCUAUAAUAUAUUUUACCCCAUGUGAAUUUUGUUACCUACUGCAUGUCAACAGAAAUCUUUUGAGGCUCUUGUGUGCUUAUACCACAUUUAAACAUGCGAUUUGUUUUUUUUAGCAGACUACUGAUGUCUCACCUUAAAAUGUCUCACUGGAGAACUAAGGUAAAUGCUGUAGGCCCUGUGCCUGCACCUGGCUAACUGACGUAAAGGUGCUAUAGGACCAGCCUCUGUACCUUGUUAGAGUGAGGUAAAGAUGCUGUGGGCCCCAACCCUCUAUCUAGCAAACUAAAGGUUCUAUAGCAGCCCCAUAUCAGCAUCAGGUAACUAGCACAGUCUGAGCCUCUAUACCAGACUAACCAAGGUACUAAAGGCCCACAGCCUGUACAUGGCUAAGGAAACAAUACUAUAAACCCUGCCCCUGUACUGGAGUACCUAAGGUAAAGGUGCUAUAGACCAGACCCCUGCAACUGGUUAAGGGAAUGAUGCUAUAGGCCCUGUCCCUGUCCCAAACUACCUAAGGUAAAGGUGCUAUAGGCCAGCCUCUGCAACUGGAUAAAGAAAUGAUGCUAUAGACCCUGUCCUUGUACUGGGGUACACAAUACCUGACUAACAAAGCUAAAGAUCCUACAGGUCUGACCUCUGCUCCGUCCUGAGAUAAAGGUGAUAUAGGCUCCAUCUCUGUAGCUGGCUAUUGUUGAGAAGAAUCAUCAUGAAAGUCAUUAUUUGUCACAUACACAAUUAAAUUCUUCUCUUCGCAUAUCCCAACUUGUUAGGAAGCUGGGGUCAGCCAUGAUAUGGAACCCCUGGAGCAGAUAGUGCUAAGGGCCGUCCUCAAGAGUCCGGUAGUGGCAGCUUGGUUCUCCUGAGGCUUGAGCCCCUGACUUUCAACAGCAUCUUCACCUCUAUUGGCAAGGGACAGUACUAAUAGUACCUUUAACUGAAGCACAUACGGGGCUUACAGUACCUUUCCCUUUCUUAACCUUGUGCAAAGAAGGAAGCUUUAAUAUCAUUGCCUUUGUAGUUAUUACCUUCAUGAAAGUAAAGGUCCUAAAGGGUUAUAUCCCUUUGCUUUGCAAUUGACGCAAAGGUCUCAACCCUGUAUCUGACAGACUAAAGGUUUUGUAGGUACUCUUCCAGGGCUAGCAUCAGUUAAAGCUGUAAUAACUAUUAAGGUAAUGAUAUUAAAUGACUCGCAACUGGUUAAGAAAGCUAAAGGUACUGUAAGCCCAGUACCUGACUCAGUUGAAGGUACUAUUGGCACUGGCCCUUUCAAAUGAAGAUGAAGAUGCUGUUGAUCUCUGACUGCACUUGUAUAAUUAAGCUAAAGAAGCUACAAGCCUUGCCCCUUUAACUGGAAAAUUUGACGUAAAAUUGCUAUAGACCUGAUUCCGUAGGUGAGGGUGGCCAAAUCCCUGCCGCUUCACAUGGCCACGGUAAAAGCUAUACAGGCACAGCCCCUGUUGACAUGAGUAACUAAAGUAAAUGUCAUAUAUUUACCAUUGCCCCUCCUUCACUGAUCAUGACUCACUCCAUUGUGAAUAUACUCAAAUCUGCUAAACCCCAAAUUGUGGAAUACACACUGAAUUCCCUUUUGUUGUUGAUCUCCCUUGCCCCUAAAGAAACUGGAAAAAUGAUGUGACCAACUACUGUUUUUAUGUCUUGCUCUUACUCCAUCCGUCCUGUUUUAACAAUCGCAUUCCACAAUGUAUAAGGGAUUUGGCUUCCAGGACCAACAAAUUUUCGUCCUAAUGAAUGUCCAUCAUGCAGACAUGCGAGCUUCCGUGCGUGUUGUGAUGAAUCUUAAGCUAUAGAUUUGCUAUUAAUAUUGUGUUGGGACAAUGGUAUUUUUGUAUUUUAAAGUUGAGAAAAAACAGAGACAACACUUUGCAGCUGACUUUGUAGCCUGUCGAGCUACUUUAUUCUUACUGUAGUUAUGGGCAAGGGGAGUUAUGUUGAAAUUAUAUUUAUGUCAAAAAUUUGUUAAAUAGAGACACCUGUAGGAACAUCUCUUAACUACAUAGUGUCAAAUGUUAAAUAUUUGUAAAUAUGUUGUUAUAUAUUAAAAGUGUUCUGAAAAGA
Pangasianodon hypophthalmus (striped catfish) is the source of this 6184-nucleotide messenger RNA. It is a transcript of the gene ptpn4b, whose product is annotated as protein tyrosine phosphatase non-receptor type 4b. Lineage: Eukaryota; Metazoa; Chordata; Actinopteri; Siluriformes; Pangasiidae. Gene Ontology annotation, biological process: protein dephosphorylation. Gene Ontology annotation, cellular component: cytoplasm; cytoplasmic side of plasma membrane; cytoskeleton. Gene Ontology annotation, molecular function: cytoskeletal protein binding; protein tyrosine phosphatase activity. The record is from RefSeq and is a predicted model, not a curated record. The coding region runs from base 554 to 3358 and encodes 934 amino acids. The transcript is spliced from 28 exons.